ACCACGCCCAUUACAGGUGGAGAAGCGGCGCGGUGCAUCAUGGUAAAAAAAAAAACUUCGCCGACUAAGGACGAUCACUUUGGGGUUUUUUUUUUCUUUUUGGAAUUUUUGAACUACAAAGCCACCAAUACACCGCGUCGUAAGGUUCUAACUUAUUUAAACAGAAGCCCUUCAUUAUCUACUAGAUUGACAUUUUGAAUUCUUCCGGUUUGGAAAUCUAUUGGCGCGUAUCUUCCGCGGACGGACGCGGCGCGUGCGCAAACUGAUGGAGGACUCGCACGCGAAUUGAUCCGAGACCACCACGAGCGGAGAGUGACGUCAUUAUGGACAAGGGAGAGAAGUUCGGUCCAAGACAGGAUUUGGACUUGGACACCACCCUUCAGUUCCUUCCCGCCCCCAACGCCAAAAAGUUAGAGAAGAAGCAUGGACGCAGAAGACUAUGGAUUGGUGUUGGUUUUGUGAUGGCGGCAGUCGCUCUGAGUCUACUGACUGGACUACUCGUGUGGCGUUUACAUCUGCACAGCAACGACCCGGUGCCACGCAUCUACGUGGGCUCCAUGGAGAUCAAGCAGAACUUCCUGUCGGUGUAUGAGGACUCCAGCAGCAUUCAGUUCUCUGAGUUAUCUUCUCAGGUUAGCAAGCAGCUACAAAGCAUGUACUCCAAAAACGUAGUUCUGGUCAAAUACUACAAACGCUCGUCCGUGGAUGCCUUCAGCGAUGGAGGCGGAGACUCGGUGAUGGCGUACUACCAGUCGGAAUUUGACAUCCCCGCCCCUCAACUGGCUUCUGUCGAUGUCGCAAUGAAAUCGCUGCAAACACCGGCGGAAAGUCAACAAAGUCGACAAGGAAGAGUGAUGGUGAAACCUGCCGAUGUUCUCGACGUCAACAGUGUUGUAACGCGAGCUAUCGAUCCACGGAUGACAUCAUCGUCCAUACUUGUCAAGAAGUCUUUUAACGUGCACGUCCAAGAUGGCGGAAUCGUUCAGUCACCGGGUUUUCCCGAUUCCCCGUACCCGUCCAGCAUCUACCUGCAGUGGCGCAUGCGCGCGGACCCCGAUCACCGUGUCCGACUGGACUUCGAUACGCUCAUCUUGGAGGACAACUGUCAGAAUGAUUUUGUCAAGAUCUAUGACUCGCUGGCGCCCAUGGAGCAUGCUGCCAUUACCGAAUAUUGUGGUUUUCCUCACCAUUCGCUGUCGUUUGUGUCAUCUGGGAACGUCAUGUUGUUGACACUGGUCACCAACAUGGAGAAGAACUUCCCGGGCUUCAGGGCCAACUACUCGCAGGUCUCUCUAGCGCCACCAGGUUGUGGAGGGUCUCUAAGCGGUGACAUCGGCUUCUUCUCCUCGCCGUUCUUCCCAUCCAGCUACCCUCCUCAGACCACGUGUGUGUGGAACAUUCAGGUGUCACAUGACAAGCUGGUCAAAGUCGAAUUCAGAAAGUUCUACGUCGGAAAUGACUCCAGCGACUGCUCACAAGAUUACGUGGAGGUCAACGGUCGGAGACUGUGUGGGACAAAAGCGGAAAGCACGGUGGUGGCGAGCAGAAGCAAUGCGAUGACGGUCAAGUUUAACUCCGACUCGUCCUACGUCAACCGUGGUUUCAUCGCAGAUUACGAGGCGUUUAUCCCAAGUGACCCGUGUCCGGGACGCUUCCGCUGCACCAACGAAUUGUGCGUCGAUUUGAGUCUGCGAUGCGACGGCGUUGAUGACUGCGGAGACAGCAGUGACGAAGACGACUGCACAUGCGAGGCGUCCCACAUGAGGUGUGAAAAUGGCCGCUGUAAGGCCAAAUUCUGGGCGUGUGAUGGCAUUAACGACUGUGGAGACAACUCGGAUGAGCGCAACUGCGGCGCCUGCAGUACCGGCGAAUUUCGCUGUAGGAACGGUCGAUGCGUCGCAUCGGCGAUGGUAUGUGAUGGAAAGUUCGACUGCACAGACGGUUCGGAUGAGUCCAAAUGUGAAAAAUCCGUCGCCAUGACAACGUGUUCGGAGUUAAGCUUCCGUUGCAAAGACGGAGGCUGUGUCAACAAAGUCAACCCCGAGUGCGAUGAUAAGGCUGACUGCGAGGAUGCGUCGGACGAGGAAUCGUGUCAGUGUGGCUCGCGGCCAUACCGUAGCUCCCGUAUUGUUGGCGGUCAAGUGUCGCGGGAGGCUGAGUGGCCGUGGCAGGUCAGCCUCCAUGUUGGGACCAAAGGUCACGUGUGUGGAGCUUCUUUGUUGAGCCCCCGCUGGCUACUGACCGCCGCCCACUGCGUCCAGGACAAGGGUCCAAUCAGGUACACUCAAGCCGACCAAUGGGAAGCCUUCCUGGGGCAGCACACGCAAAGUAGCACCAACGAGUGGACAGUGAGGAGGAAGGUGAAGCGGAUCGUUGUCCACAGCCACUUUGACCCGUUCACUUUUGACAACGAUGUGGCGUUGAUGGAGCUCGACUCGGACGUCCCGCUCAACCAACACAUCUGGCCCAUCUGCCUACCUUCACCGACGCAUCAAUUUCCCUCGGGUCACCGCGCGUGGAUCACCGGGUGGGGCGCCACCAGAGAGGGAGGUGUAGCAGUGAGUGUCUUGCACAAGGCUGAAGUCCGCAUCAUCAAUAGCUCUGUGUGCAACAGUCUGAUGAAGAAUGAGGUCACGGACGGAAUGUUGUGUGCUGGCGUCCUCAAAGGCGGUGUGGACGCCUGCCAGGGAGACUCCGGGGGUCCGCUGUCUGUCACCAGCCAGAGUGGGCGGGUCUUUCUAGCCGGCGUGGUGAGCUGGGGGGACGGCUGCGCUCGCAGGAACAAACCCGGCGUCUACGCACGAGUCACCAAAUACCGACGAUGGAUCAAGGAGCACAGCGGCGUGUAGCAGCAAACAGGAGGCGGCCAUAAAUGGUCCAAAGAGAUACAGAUGCGCCUCCCUUCAGAGACUCUGCCUCUGCCAAAUACAUGGAUUUGUGUUACCAUGGCAACACUGUCAAGGACCAGCAACUAUGGUGGACACAGAAGCAGACUUUUAAACUUUAAGGGGUGUGGCAUCACACCGUCUGGUCAUGUUAUCAUCAUACAGAUGAUAACUGAGGUGCAGCAGGUUUUAUUCCAUAUCUUUAAAAAUAUUUGUAUAUUAUUAUUAUUAUUAUUAUUAUAUGUGUGAAGUGACAGUCGGUGACCUCCUGCCCAAACAUAAGAAUCUGAAGCAGCGCUGAGAAUAAAUACAAACUUUUAAUAUUUGGUGGUGUAAAUAUAUUGCAAGUACUACACGAGAAGACGCUGGAAGAAUAUUGAAUAAUCCCAUCAUGCAUUGCGCUAUAUUGCAGAGAGCUUUGGUGUCAUUAACAGAAGCAGCAGAGAAAACAGAAUCCGAGUUCAGUUGAGGAGCAAAACAGCAUCACAUUAGACAUGUUUCAAAAUAAAAACGUUUCCCUUCUUUGUGCUGAUGAAAGAAAAAGUUCAACAUAAAUCGUCACAGUCGCCGGGUACAAAUUCUGUUUUCUCCGCUUUUCUCCACAGCAAAUAAAAAUGUAAACUCA
Molecule: messenger RNA, 3510 nt
Organism: Doryrhamphus excisus (bluestripe pipefish)
Lineage: Eukaryota; Metazoa; Chordata; Actinopteri; Syngnathiformes; Syngnathidae
Product: suppressor of tumorigenicity 14 protein homolog
Biological process (GO): proteolysis
Molecular function (GO): serine-type endopeptidase activity; protein binding
Source: RefSeq, a predicted model, not a curated record